Messenger RNA from Uncinocarpus reesii 1704, 1587 nucleotides. RefSeq lists its product as uncharacterized. Gene Ontology annotation, molecular function: transmembrane transporter activity. NCBI's taxonomy places the organism in Eukaryota, Fungi, Ascomycota, Eurotiomycetes, Onygenales, Onygenaceae. The record is from RefSeq and is a predicted model, not a curated record. The transcript has 3 exons. Bases 1 to 1587 code for a protein of 528 amino acids. Gene Ontology annotation, biological process: transmembrane transport.
AUGAGUCCUCCGACACCACAUCGUCCACUAGACCCUCCAUUCCCCCCCUCCAACCGUAGACGUCGCUACUCGUACGAUGAAGCGGGUGAAACCAACACCCUCAAUACCGCAGAAACACCCAGCGAAGAACCAGUCUCGUGGCGCUCUCUGCCCAGGAAGGGCCAGCUAACCAUCCUCACAAUCGCUCGUCUAGCAGAGCCCCUAGCGCAGACGUCUCUUCAGGCAUACGUGUUCCACCAGGUCCGAUCGUUCGAUCCGUCCCUCCCGGACUCCACUGUAUCUGCGCAAGCAGGCGUGUUGCAAGGAUGCUUUACUGCUGCGCAGUUUGUCACGGGGGUCAUAUGGGGCAGGCUUGCGGACACGGAAUUCUUCGGUAGGAAACGGGUGCUGUUGAUCGGGUUGCUGGGAGCAGGCAUAGCGUCGAUUGGGUUUGGGCUAUCCAGAUCCUUUGCGACGGCUGUGGUUUUCCGGACACUUGGUGGCGCGUUGAAUAGUAAUGUAGGAGUGAUGCGGACGAUGAUCGCGGAGAUCAUUCAAGGAAAAAAGUACCAAUCACGAGCGUUCCUUAUUCUGCCAAUGUGCUUCAAUGUCGGUAUCAUCGUUGGCCCGAUUCUUGGGGGUAUUCUGGCAGAUCCAGUCAAAACCUACCCGACCUUGUUCGGCCCGGGAUCGCUGAUGGGCGGUAAAGACGGCGUGUGGUGGAUGCAACGAUGGCCCUACGCGUUGCCUAAUUUCGUCAGCGCACUGUUCAUGUUCAUUGGCACCGUUGCAGUGUUCCUAGGUUUAGAUGAAGUACGGACCUCCACCGACGGAGAAGAGAUCGAAGCGAGCCCCAGCGCAAACCGGACAAAUGGCCUCCGUCGCAGGCGUCCUCCAACCCGUAAAGUCUGGACUCGAAAUGUUUUUCUCACUCUUGUCACACAUUUUAUGCUUGCACUACACACGAGCGCUUUCAACGCCCUCUGUUUUCUGUUUCUCCCCACACCUCGAGCCCCAGGCAGCCGCAAAGGCAUUUUUCACUUUGGGGCGGUUUGGGAUGCCGAGUUCUCGCGUUGGGUUAGCAACGGCCAUAAAUUGGGAUCAUUGGGCUACCGUUUCCAGAUAUUCGUGUAUCUCGAUGGGCAGUUCCGUCUAAGGAACACUAUCGUCGUUCAGAAUAUUCUACCAUUUUCUCCGCUGGCGUACUCCUUAGCACCCUUCCUUGUCCUGCUACCAGAUCAACCAUACGUUAUCUGGCCGGCGUUGUCGGCUGUAAUAUUUUUGCAGGUGAUCUCAAGGACGUUCUCUCUUCCAGCCACUGUCAUUUUGGUUAAUAAUGCUGUAUCUGACCCCAGUGUAUUGGCCACCGUCCACGGUGUGGCACAGAGCGUUGCAAGCGGUGCCAGGGCUUUGGGUCCUUUGAUUGCUGGAUGGGGGCUCGGGCUGGGACUGAAGAACAACAUUGUGGGAGCGAUUUGGUGGGCUUUGGCAACCGAGGCCACACUGGGUUGGGUUCUGACUUGGACCAUUUUUGAAGGAACUAUGGAGGAGAAAGAAAAUAGCACAAGAGACAUCCGUGCGGGUGGUGAUGAGGAAUCUCGAGGGUAA